AUGGCUAACUCGGCUUGUUCCACGUCCACUAUGGACCGCAUCGAAGUAGCCAUCGUGGAACUCACCGCUGCCCAAGACGCCAUUGCCACCAAAUUGGACAAACUUCUUCCGCUGUUGGCCCUUUUUGAGACCACUCAACACUCCUCAUCUUUUCCCUCUGCGAAGUCACCACCAUUAGCUGGAACCAUGCCGACUCCACUUCCCAUGGUAACCAGCCAACACUCCCUGCAAAUGACUACACCACCUAGGUCUCCUCCUUUUUCUCCUCCUCCUCCUAUUGAUGCAACAUCACAUUCCCCUCCUACCUUAAAGCGGACAAGAAAAGCCACAGGCUUGAGAUCAUUAGCUGCUACUAGACCAGUUGGGGCAGAGAGACCCCUGGUCCAUGUGGAUCCUACAACUGGGAAAGCCGACGCUGACAAGGACAGUGUCGAUGACAUUGUAUGCGAAAAGUAUGACAUUAACAAGGAGAAGUGGACCCAAUUUUGUCAGAGUCGCAGAGACCCUUUGUGGGAGGAUGUGCAAAAGAAGGCACAGGAUUCGUUGGAGGAUCAUGCCUCACAAGGUUCCUUUGUCGCCCAUGGACAUCAGGAUGUAUUGACUGUUGCCAUUGGGCGACAAGAACACCCUGGUCGUGUGCAUGCUGUUGGAGUUGGUCCUUCAGCUGCUCGUGUCAACAUAAAGGAGAGCUAUGUUUAUCCCUCAAGCAACGACCCAUACACGGGUGACUCAGAGAAAUACGGGUUAUACGUUGAAGAAAACCUUCCCCGCCUGGUUGCCCUAGGAAGACUUUAUGAGGGAUCCACAACCGUUCACAACAUGUCUUUGCGCCAUGAUCAACUCAAGGUUGGUGUUGAGGAAGUUAGAGAUGUAGAUGCUCUCAUUCCUAUACCCACUCAAAAGGGAGUUCUGGGACCAACGAAACCUAUAGAUAGGCCGGAUCAUGAUGUCGAUGAUCCUCUAUAUCUAAUGACAUUGACCAUCCCACAGCUUUUUCUAAAGCCGUUGCAGGUUAUGUGGGAUGCUAUCGUGUUUGGGAUGUUUAAUGACGACUUCCCCUUGCUAAUAAUGACUUGUGUUUUGAUUAUUGGUUUUGUUUCACCAUGUUUAUGUUUGAGGUCGAUGGUUGGAACCAAAAACACAUUUUAUAAUGUGAUGGACUUUGGUGCUCAUGGCAAUGGGAAAUCUGAUGAUUCUCAUGCAUUUUCAAGCGCAUGGCAACACACAUGUGGAACACAAGGGACAUCAACUCUAGUUAUACCACCAAAAGGAGUAUUCUUGGUGUCGAACAUAACCCUGAAAGGACCUUGCAAGGCCAGAAGUCUGGAUCCUUUGAUUUUGAUCUCAAACCUAAACGGUCUCACGAUUGAUGGAAGCGGAGGACAAAUCGAUGGCUUCGGUUCUACUUGGUGGAAAUGCAGAAGUUGUCUUCGACCAAGGGUCAUUAGUUUUGUAUCUUGCAAUGAUCUUACUGUUCGUAAACUGAGCAUCUCCAAUAGUCCAAGAGCUCACAUAACGAUUGAUGGUUGUAACGGUGCCAUAUUCUCUAAUAUCAAUAUUCAUGCUCCUAGGAACAGCCCCAACACUGAUGGAUUUGAUAUUGCUUUUUCCAAAAAUAUCUUGAUCGAAGAUUGUACUAUAGCAACUGGCGAUGAUUGUAUUGCCAUCAAUGGAGGCUCCUCAUACAUCAAUGCUACUGGAAUUGCUUGUGGUCCUGGCCAUGGAAUAAGCAUUGGCAGCCUGGGUAAACACAACGCUCAUGAAACAGUGGAAGAAAUUUAUGUAUACAAUUGCAGUUUCACCAAAACAACAAAUGGAGCAAGAAUCAAGACAGUUCCGGGUGGAACAGGUUAUGCAAAAAGAAUCACGUUUGAGAAAAUCAAAUUAAUACAGACUCGCAACCCAAUAAUUUUAGACCAAUUCUAUCAUAGUGUUCACUUAACGGUGACAUACCGUGGGUUUCAAGGAACAUCUGCGAAUGACAAAGCUAUUAACUUAGAUUGUGGCCCAUCAGGUUGUUUUAACAUUGUAUUGGAUCAAAUUGACAUUGUCUCUUCUGAUACAUCAAAACCGGCUCAUUGUUCAUGCAAUAAUGCCCAUGGAACAACUACAUCUACUGUUCCAAAUUGCUCUUGUCUAUUGAAAUGA
Molecule: messenger RNA, 2148 nt
Organism: Glycine soja
Lineage: Eukaryota; Viridiplantae; Streptophyta; Magnoliopsida; Fabales; Fabaceae
Exons: 15
Coding region: 1-2148 (715 amino acids)
Biological process (GO): carbohydrate metabolic process
Molecular function (GO): polygalacturonase activity
Source: RefSeq, a predicted model, not a curated record